Messenger RNA from Delphinapterus leucas (beluga whale), 1970 nucleotides. The record is from RefSeq and is a predicted model, not a curated record. NCBI's taxonomy places the organism in Eukaryota, Metazoa, Chordata, Mammalia, Artiodactyla, Monodontidae.
UGCCUGAGCGAGCAGCAGCCCUCUACUGCUGUGUUUCUGCACAAUUCAUCUCAUGUGAUGAGCUUGCUUUCGGCCCUGUCAUAAGAAAACUACAUUUGGCGCCCGAACAUGGACCUGAAGGUAUGCUUCCGAAAACAUAUUAAUUCCUCAGGAUGGGGAGGCGCUUGCCAAGACUGUUCUUGAACCUGGACAAUAUAUGCAGUUUAAGACUUGGUGGAAAGAAGAAGGCACCUCCAUUGACCUGGGGGCAAAUGAAAAAGUUUACAGGCACUGCUGAAAAUCUUGUUAUUUCACAGGGUAAACACCUCACUAGCACCAAUCUUUUUGUGGCUAUGUUGGCAGUGCUGUCUGCACAGGUAAUAAGCAUAUCAGCCAAUGAGGUAAAUUGUACUAACCAUACAUAUUGGACUUAUAUUCCUAACCCUCCUCUUAAUUUGGGGGUUACCUGGUGGGAUGCCCCAAUUCUUGUAUAUGUAAAUGAGUCUGGAUGGUUGCCUGGUCCUUUUGAUGAUAGAGGCCCUUUGAAGCCGGAAGAAGAAGGAAGGAUAACAGAGAAUUACACGGUGGGUGUUAGUGGACCUCCUAUUUGUAUGGGAAAGGGAGAUCAUUGCCUUAAAAUGAAUUAUCAGGCAUGGUUAAGUGUUGUCAAAAAUGAAAGCAGAUAUCAUGGGUUAUAUCUUUUGAGUGCUUAUAGUUUUGAGAAUUCUAAUUCCACUCUUUAUGAGAAUGUUUCCACACCCUAUUUGCCUCCAUGCCAUGUGCCUCUUGUACAUCGAUUAUCAGUUUGGGUCCAUUGGACUCGAUGACAAGGAGAAAUGGCUCGGGUUCUUUUUAAUACUUCUGGGGGAAGCAUCAUUGAUUGGAGCCCUUUUGACUCUGCCCGAGGAAGAAGGGGUCUGAAGAAUUUACACUGGCAUAGAGAGAAUAACACCAUUUAUAGCAAUACUAUUAAUGAUACCAUAGUAUGGCAUGCUAGAGGGUUUUCUCCUCCUGGUCCUCAUUUAAAUGGAUAUCCUAUACAAAAGGAUUUGUGGAAGCUUAUGGCAGCUUUGGAAAAGAUUAAUGCUUGGGUAGGACAUAUGGAUAACAAAUCUGGAAAUCAUAGUUUGACUUUUCAUAAAAAUGUUACUCGGUAUACUCGUAGUUGUGUAAAAUUACCUUAUAUAUUGUUAAAGGGACCAGCUGAAUGGAAUAAGACUCUAGGUAUUAUAAUAUGUAAAAAUUGCUCUCUGUAUACCUGUAUUAACUCUAGUAUAUCUUUUAACAUAUCUACUAAAAGUCUGUGUAUCUUACGAGUUCGGACAGGUUUUUGGCUUCCUGUCAAUCUUGGAAGGGAAUGGCAAGAAUCUCUUCCUAUGGCUGUUUUGCAAUAUUUAGCUGAUGCAUUAAAAAGAAGUAAAAGAUUCAUAGGAAUGUUGAUUGCAGCUGUCAUGGGUAUUAUAGCCAUAACAGCUACUGCUGCAGUAGCUGGAGUUGCUUUAGAACAAUCCAUUCAGACCGUUGAUUAUAUAACUGAUUGGCAUAAAAAUUCUGAAAUGCUUUGGUCCUCUCAACGACAAAUUGAUUCGGAAAUACAUUCGGAAAUAGCAGACUUACAACAAGCUGUGGUUAUGUUGGGGGACCAACUUGUGAAUUUGCAAAGACAAAUGAAGCUACGUUGUGAUUGGAAUCAAAGUGCCUUUUGUGUCACUUCGGUUCCAUAUAAUCAGUCUGCAUUCCCCUGGGCAAAAAUAAAAAAACAUUUAUUACAUCACAAAAAUCUGACAGAAGAAAUUGUGAAUUUACAAGGGGAAAUUCAACAAACUUUUCAAAAGAAAUUACAACGACUUAAUUUGCAAGAAGUAUGGACUGGAAUUAUUCAAGGAUUUAAUAAUUUAAAUCCUAUGUCUAAAUUACAUGCUUUAUUUGGUUCUACCGCAGGAUUGUUAAUGAUCAUUAUAAUAAUAAUCAUAUGUUUAAUUGUAGUCUGA